Messenger RNA from Symsagittifera roscoffensis, 937 nucleotides. RefSeq lists its product as uncharacterized. NCBI's taxonomy places the organism in Eukaryota, Metazoa, Xenacoelomorpha, Acoela, Convolutidae. The transcript has 5 exons. The record is from RefSeq and is a predicted model, not a curated record. The coding region runs from base 25 to 930 and encodes 301 amino acids.
AAGAACAAAUUAGUGGUUAUAACGAUGAACAUCCAAGGUGUUGCUAUUUUCACAGCAGCCUUUUUGUCCUGUGAGAUAUAUUGCUCAUCAUUUACGCCUCAUGGGUACUUGACAACUGCAGUCACUGAAAGUUGGGAGUCGCUGGUGUUUUGGAUCACAAACUCAAUCAGUCCACGGGGAUCAGCAUGUGCAAGACACAGUCAAUGGUACUGUCUGGAUGCAUACCAUACUCCAGACCCUAGGGUCUUUGGAGGCACACUUAUGCCAAACUUCUCUAAUCGUUCUGGACUUCUGGAACCACAUGCUGCCAAGGCCUGGUUCGAACUGCUCAUACGGGAACAAUGGGUGGACAUCAACAUGAUCAACUUUGCCAAUCCACGUGACUGUUGCUCUAAUCAGGUCAGCAAGUACAUGCUAUUCGGUCUCCUGCAUAAGAUGAUUAAGCCUGACAAGUAUUUGGCCAUGCUGACAGACUACAAAAAUGAAAGCAAGCCUCUAAAUUUCUUAAUGGCCGUUUAUUUGCCUACCAUCUGCUCAAAUGUUAUCAUCGAAGUUGGUUUCGGCCCAGGCAACUUUAGGCGAAGUCAUCAACCGACUGUAGUCGAGGGCGCUCCUUAUGUCAUACUCGGCCGAGAAUUGGAAGAUGCCGGUCUCCGUCAUAUGGCCUCGGCAUAUUUCAAUUACUCAACAGUUGAUCAGGAGUUGACUUUUCAUUGGUUUAAACAUAACAUCAUGUGUCGAGAUAAUGCAUGGAUUUGUGACGAGACUUUGGUUCGCACAAAAGGACAUAAAAGUCCAGGAGCCAGUGGAGAGAAAAAAGACAAUGGUGGGGCUAGUGGAAGUGGAUCUAAGAAAGGGGGCAAAAAAGCAAGAAGGAAGAAACAGCAGGCUAAUCAAGGAAAAACUGAAUUCAGAAGAAGGCUUUCCUGAUGUUUUC